This is a messenger RNA of Maniola jurtina (meadow brown), 1743 nucleotides long. RefSeq lists its product as uncharacterized. The record is from RefSeq and is a predicted model, not a curated record. Lineage: Eukaryota; Metazoa; Arthropoda; Insecta; Lepidoptera; Nymphalidae. Bases 1 to 1743 code for a protein of 580 amino acids. The transcript has 2 exons.
AUGAAUGUUGAAUGUGCGCGAGGAAUAAAGGAAUUAUUGGACACUACACAACAAUGUUUGCAUUCUUUACAGAAUUUAGGAAUAGAUACUGAGACUUGGGAUCCUAUAGUAACUCACGUGGUUGUUUCAAAAUUGGAUAUGGAAUCUCACAAGCUAUGGGAACAAUCACUAGGAUCUUCCACACACAUUCCUUCCUUUACGUCCUUGGCGUCUCACCUAGAAAAUCGAUUCAGAUCUUUAGAAAUGGUCAGUAAUUCAAACAAAGAAGUAUUCAAAAGAGACUCACCUAAAGCAAAGGACACAACUAGAACAAACUCGCACAACACACCUGUAAGAAGUUUUGUUGCAGAAGCCACACGCACUUGCACAUACUGCUCACAAAACCAUUAUGUUUGCCACUGUAAAGAUUUUGCCAACUUAGAUGUCACUUCACGUAAAGAUUUCGUCAAACAAAACAACAUUUGCUUCAACUGUCUUGUUCAAGGUCACAGAGUGUCUAAAUGUAGACAGAAUACAUCUUGCAGCCAGUGUGGCCUACGUCACCACAGCCUGCUCCAUAUUACAAACCCUGAUAAGCCACCUGCCAAUGAUAAAGAAGAGAACCCACAAGCAACUUGCAACCACGUCACCAUGAGAGUACAAUCUGAAACAGAAGGCGAUCAAGUUAUAUUAGCAACAGCACAGAUUGCAGUAAAAGCUAAGAAUGGAAAUACUUACGUACUAAGGGCUCUCAUCGAUCAGGGGUCACAAACCUCAUUUAUCACAGAAGCAGCUUCACGACUUUUACAUCUGGAUCGUAUUCAUGUAAACGGCAAAAUCAAUGGUAUUUCAGACACAACAGUGGUAAAGACACGAUCUAUGGUCAAUUUCACAAUGCUCACUAAACCUGAACUCUCUCCACUUGAAGUAAAAGCUUAUGUCCUGAAAAGGCUCACAUCCCCGUUACCGACAAGAGAGUUCUCACAAGAGUUCUGGCCUUCUCCUAUGCAGUUAGAUCUCGCUGAUCCUAACUUUCACAAGCCAGGCUCCAUUGAUGUAUUGCUAGGUGCCGACGUGCACGCAAAGAUAGUCCUACCAGAUAUACACAGGCACGAAUCUCUCGUCGCUAUCAACUCUAGCGUUGGAUGGUUAAUAUCUGGAAAAGUCAUUCACAUGGACUCACAAAAAGAAACUCACAAAGAAACUCACAAGGAAACUCACAAGGAAACUCACAGGGAAACUCACAAGGAAACUCACAAGGAAACUCACAAGGAAACUCACAAGGAAACUUACAAAGAAACUCACAAGGAAACUCACAAAGAAACUCACACGGACUCUGAAAAGGAAACUCACACCGGUAAUGAAGCUCACAAGGACAGUGUAAAUGUAACUCACACUCACGAUGUCCUCCGGCUGACGAGUCCGAACACUAUGAUGAAAGUAGUUUAUGAUGCAAUGACUGUUCCUGAAAAUGAUAAAACCAUUAAGAAAGAAUUAUUGCCAGGACCUUCACUAUUGCCAUACAAGGAUGAAUUGAUGACUAGCUGCUACUCUGAAGAUGAUGUGAUAAGCCUGCAACACAGUUUAAGUGCAAUAUUAACUCAAUGCAAUUUCCCUUUGCACAAGUGGUCCUCCAAUAGUGAAAAAGUGUUUAAUCAAAUUCCAAAUAAAAGUAAUUUGCUAAAAAGUGAAGUGAAUAUAAAAUUCAAAGCUAAAGCUGGCUUGGAUUGGGACGAAGAGUUCACACCCGAACUGAAAACUUAA